Messenger RNA from Neurospora tetraspora, 684 nucleotides. Its product is annotated as uracil phosphoribosyltransferase-domain-containing protein. Lineage: Eukaryota; Fungi; Ascomycota; Sordariomycetes; Sordariales; Sordariaceae. Bases 1 to 684 code for a protein of 227 amino acids. The record is from RefSeq and is a predicted model, not a curated record. The transcript is spliced from 2 exons.
AUGUCUUCUCUACCACCCAACGUCCACGUCUCCACGCACCCCUGCCUCCUCGCCAAGCUCUCGCAGCUGCGGUCCAAGACCACCAGCGCGCGAGACGUCAAGACGUUGAUCCACGAGAUCUCUUUGCUCCUGGGGUCGGAAGCCCUCGCAAAGGCCAUGACCACGGCCCCCGGUCCCCAAGGGGAAACGCCCCUCGGGUUUACUUACGAGACCACUACCGCUGCGCCGGGGAAUAUCUCGCUGAUUCCGAUUUUGAGGAGUGGAUUGGGGAUGGUUGAGGCAAUCCAAACCAUCCUCCCCCAGCCCGUCCCCGUGCACCACCUCGGCCUCUUCCGCGACCCCAUCACCCUCGCCCCCGUCGAGUACUACAACAACUUGCCCAACCAUCUCGUUUCCCCCACGCAGGAAACCGCAUCCGACCUAGCCAUCAUCCUCGACCCCAUCAUCGCCACCGGCGGCACCUGCGCGGCCGCCAUCCAGACAUUGAUCGAGUGGGGCGCCAAGCGGGUGAUUGUCUUGUCUGUGCUCGGUGCCGCCGAGGGUGUGAAGAAGGUGGCUGAGGAGUGGCCUGAGGGAACGGAGAUCUGGCUGGCCGGUGUGGAUCAGGAACUGACGCAGGGGGGUAUGUUGAGGCCUGGUUUGGGGGAUGUGGGGGAUCGGUUGUUUUUGACUAUUGGGAAGUAA